Molecule: messenger RNA, 1265 nt
Organism: Sphaeroforma arctica JP610
Lineage: Eukaryota; Ichthyosporea; Ichthyophonida
Exons: 3
Coding region: 1-1197 (398 amino acids)
Biological process (GO): amino acid transmembrane transport
Molecular function (GO): amino acid transmembrane transporter activity
Source: RefSeq, a predicted model, not a curated record
AUGAGUUCUUAUAGCGCAUCCCAUCAUCCCCGGGAAUCCGAAAUGGAGAGCACUGUAAGCUUGGGGGACGGCAGGAGUCGGUCUUUAGCCACUGUAAAAUCGAAGAAGGGGGAAGUCGAUCCAAACCUGUUACAUCAAGUUGAAUCGAUGGACUUGGAUGGUAUUUCAUUUCAAUCUGAUGCAGAGCCUAUCAAGCACGGCAGUGGGAUCCUCACUACUUCUAUGAAUAUGACAAAUACAAUCAUAGGCUCAGCUAUGCAAGUGCUUCCGGACGUUGUGCGAACUGUCACAGGUGAUCACGAGGACGAGGACUCCUUUUACGUCCAGAAGUGGUUCUGGUUGCUCAUAUGCUGGGCGAUUGGGGCUGGCUUAUCUCUGCUUAAAUCCACCUACUACUUGGGCCACAUAUCGGUGGUGGCCGUUGGCGUAGUCGGCUACACAGUGUUUGUUGUGUUUGCUUACUGUGUAGGUAUAUUCGAUCCAUGCGAAGGCAUUCCUGCCGAGGAAUGUUACACGGAACCUAAAAUGUUCGAUGGCGGCUUUUUUGAUUUCAUGAAGGCCUUUCCGGUCUUUGUCUUAUCGUUUUGCUGCGCUCCGACAAUGUUCAACAUAUAUAACGCGUUAGAGACCCAAUCCAAGCAUAACAUGACGUUGUCGUCAGCUAUCGCAAUGUGUGUCUGCUCCGUUUUGUAUGCUACCAUAUCUCUUUGUGGUUACUUCACAUACGGCACGCAUGUAGCCGAGAAUAUCCUAGAUUCCUACCCCAUAUCGGUAGUCGCUUCACUGGCGCGAUUCGGUAUGGCUUUUGUGGUCACGGUAUCGUAUCCGCUGUUGAUGCAUUCGUCGAGAGACGGCUUCUUGCAUGGUAUUUCGACUCUUGUUAAGUACACGGGGAAAGUGGAUUUGGCCAACGAUAUUGCAGAUAACACUACCAAGACGGGUAACAUCGUAUUCUACAUUUUUGCGGUGCUGCUGAAUUUAUUGGUCUUGGUCAUUGCCUAUUUAGAGCUGUCGUUGAACUCACUGAUGUCCGUAAGUGGAGCAUUGAGCAGUAACCUUAGUUUUACGUUACCGGCAGUGCUCUACUACAAGGCCUACGAGGAAGACGGCUGGACUUGGAUGCGAAUUGUAUGCAUCCCUUUUGCGGUCUUCGGCAUUGUAGUUACCGGGAUAUCCCUAUGGGCGAACAUCGCGUAAACAAUGUCCCCUGUGAAGUUAUGGAAAUGUACUAUGCAUUACGUUUUCGUCUUUGUUCGGUAUAGGAG